AUGCUGCAGCAAGUACCAGGCAUAACAAAAACAUACUACAGUUCAGACUCACUCCAGCAAUCAACAGAGACAUUUGCUUCAUUUGAAGACUGCUAUCCAACUGAGUUUCUCAACACACUGACUUUCAACGGAGUUCCUGAUCAUGAGCUCAUCCUUAAGAAUUAUACACCAAUCAUGCUUCUACGCAACCUCAACCCUGGACUUGGGCUGUGCAACGGUACGCGUAUCAUGAUAACGUCGUUGGGUGACAAUGUUAUCCGAGGGACCAUCAUGGGAGGUUCCAAUGACACCGACGAUGUUAUCAUUACAAGAAUUGUGCUUAAUAUCGAAAAUUCAAGGUGGCCAUUUAUACUUAAAAGGCGUCAGUUCCCUGUACGCUUGUGCUAUGGGAUGACCAUAAACAAAAGCCAAGGGCAGACGCUAGACAAGGUAGGUAUAUACUUGCCUGAUCCAGUUUUCAGCCAUGGCCAACUGUAUGUGGGAGUUUCAAGAGUGAGAUCCACCAAUGGCCUGAGAAUACUCAUUGACAACCCUGCUGACAUACCAGGAGACUACACCAGGAAUAUCGUUUUCAGGGAAGCAUUCACUGAUAUACUACAAGCUUAG
Linum tenue is the source of this 606-nucleotide messenger RNA. NCBI's taxonomy places the organism in Eukaryota, Viridiplantae, Streptophyta, Magnoliopsida, Malpighiales, Linaceae. The record is from the annotation of a GenBank genome assembly.